AAAAAACCGCCCACCUCUUGUUUAUCAAAGGCAACAACCUUGCAUCACCCCAAUGCAUCUUGCGAUACAUCAGAAACCCCUCCGCACAUUUCUAAUACCACUCUCUCGGUGAAUUUUUCACCUCAGUCAUCAUGUCCUUUCGUCGCAAACCCAGCGCGCCCACAGGGGCCGCCGCCACCCCCGAAACGAUAAACAUAACAACGCCCACCUCCAUCCAAACCACCUCGAAUACGCGGUCCCCCUUCUUCCCCACCCGCCUGGAGACACUCCUACUAUCAAUCUACCCAACGACCCUCAUCCUCGGCUCCGUCUUCUCCACCGUCUCCCCGCACACGCGGACGGCGCCGUACUCUACCACCCUCCAAUCGCACCCACCCGAGUUCGCACCGAGCUACUUCGCACAGAAGAAGAACGUCUUCAACGUCUACUUCGUAAAGCUGGGCUGGUUCUGGACGACCGUCGCUUUCUUCGUCUUCUGGACCUUCAACAGGAGCCUCGCAGCCGGGCGAGCGGACGGCGGGACGUGGCUCAGCAAGAGAAGGGUUCGCGCGUUCGCGAGAUACGCUGCCGUAACAUCGUGGUGGUGUUUUGUGACGCAGUGGUUCUUUGGACCGCCGCUGAUCGACCGCGGGUUUCGAUUCACGGGAGGCCAGUGCGAGUUACUUCGAGAUCCCGGGGCGAGGGAGGAAAUGAGCGAUACUAGAGAGUACAUCACCGCGGCGACUUGUAAGGCAGUCGGGGGAACUUGGAAGGGAGGUCACGACAUCUCUGGACAUGUGUUUUUGUUGAUCCUUGGUUCGGCGCUGUUGUGGUUUGAGUUCUUGCCUGCGCUCACUAGGGCCGAGGGCUUGAGGGACGGGAGGAGGAUCGCAUUGUCCGAUGGCAAGAUCGCGAGUGUGGCGGUCGAAAAGGAACAAGAUGACGACGCGAAGGAAGAAGGGGAGAUGAAGCAAGGCAUCAAGUUCUCUGUGGGCGUUGCCGCGUUGAUGUGGUGGAUGUUAUUAAUGACGGCGGCAUAUUUCCACACCUGGUUCGAGAAAUUCACCGGCCUCUUGGUCGCAUUCAUUGGUCUUGGAACAGUCUAUUUCCUGCCCAGGGGCUUGCCGGUUCUCAGGCUUGUUCUAGGUAUGCCGGGGGUUUGAGGUUGUUUAGAAGCUGGGCUUAUACGUACGGGCAUUAGUAUGUGCCUAUUAUGACCGUAAGAGGUUGAUCAGAGGCAUUCCUUCUCCGUUCCUUGAGGUUGAUACCCUACAUGCAGCCACUAAUCGUAUUCCAAACCUGCAUAUACAACAACGAACGAAUCAUCGUUAUAGUCUGCGUCAUCAUCAUCACGAAUGUAAUGUAUAUUAAGAUAUCAUAGCAUUGCGAGUAGCUAGAAUCGUGCUUUACGUACCAAAACCCAUUCAUCAUGUACCAUCUUGCCUGAACAUAAGG
Messenger RNA from Aaosphaeria arxii CBS 175.79, 1434 nucleotides. RefSeq lists its product as uncharacterized. Gene Ontology annotation, biological process: lipid storage; lipid droplet organization; phospholipid biosynthetic process. The transcript has a single exon. The coding region runs from base 132 to 1142 and encodes 336 amino acids. Gene Ontology annotation, cellular component: endoplasmic reticulum membrane. NCBI's taxonomy places the organism in Eukaryota, Fungi, Ascomycota, Dothideomycetes, Pleosporales. The record is from RefSeq and is a predicted model, not a curated record.